Messenger RNA from Beta vulgaris subsp. vulgaris (sugar beet), 1549 nucleotides. Its product is annotated as protein trichome birefringence-like 40. Bases 53 to 1381 code for a protein of 442 amino acids. Gene Ontology annotation, molecular function: O-acetyltransferase activity. The record is from RefSeq and is a predicted model, not a curated record. Lineage: Eukaryota; Viridiplantae; Streptophyta; Magnoliopsida; Caryophyllales; Amaranthaceae. Gene Ontology annotation, cellular component: Golgi apparatus. The transcript is spliced from 4 exons.
UACAUAUUUUAUCAAAGGCCUCACAAUUGGUAGACAGUAAGUUUCGGAACCCAUGGAAGGGAAAUCAUCUGUCUUGAGUAGAUGGAAACUCUUCUCACUUGGAUGCUUUUUUGGGAGUCUGCUCCUGAUCCUCUUCAUCGACCAAAUCCAAAAAAAGACUUUAAGUCUAACUCUAACAGCUCCAAAAAACAAUAUGGCAAAACUUCCACCUUACUUAACGCCAUUAGCUCCCCCAACUACAAUGACAACCACAACUUCGUCUUCAAAUCUCACCAUUAUCAAUCCAAUAGAUAAGCCGAGUAAUGUCACCUUUAACAGCACUGAAAAGGCGGAAACCCAAAAGGCCGAGUGUGAUAUGUUUCAUGGAAGAUGGGUUUACAACGCAGAGCAAAAACCCAGUUACGAUGCCAUGACGUGCCCAUUCAUAGAGAAGGGUUUGAGUUGUCAAAAGAAUGGUAGGCCAGAUUUCGAGUACGAAAACUGGAGAUGGGAAGCUAGAGAUUGUGAUAUACCAUUGUUUGAUGGAAAAGACAUGUUAAAAAGGCUUGGGAACAAGAGGGUAAUUAUAGUCGGCGACUCAAUCAACAAAAACAUGUGGGAAUCUCUUGCUUGUCUUCUCUAUACAUCAAUUCCUUCUUCUAGAGCUGAAAUUGUUCAAAACUCAGCUUAUAAGGCGUUAAUAGCAAAGGAUUACAAUUUCGUUCUUGAGUUCCAUUGGAGCCCAUUUCUAACUGAACUGGACCAACAGCACAAAAGUGGCCGCAGAGUUCUUAUUCUUGACAAGAUUUCACCCAAUUCUGAGCAAUGGAAAGGUGCUGAUAUUAUGAUAUUUAAUUCUGGACAUUGGUGGACGCAUAAGAAAGAAAUACAAAAGUGGGACUUGUUCGAAUACAAGGGAAAUCUAUCAGUCGAAUUGCCGAGAGAAGUCGCCUACAAACGGGGUAUGAGAACAUGGUUGUCAUGGUUAAAGAAAAACGUGGAUCCCAAUAAAACAUCAGUGUUCUUUCGAAGCAUUUCGCCUACACAUACAGCUCGUAAAUAUGAUCAAUGGUGCUACAAUGAAACGCGACCUAAGAAGUAUGAUUCCUAUGAGUUAGGCUCCGCCAAAAGUUUGGUUGGUGUGAUUGAGAGGCUGAUAAAAGGAAUAAAGACAUUACAAGUCAAGUACUUGAAUAUUACCAAGCUCUCCGAAUAUAGAAUUGAUGCACAUCCAUCAAUUUAUACUACAGAAUCGAACAGUUUGACAAAAAAGCUGGAGGACAAUAGAUCAGGUUUUCUUGAUUGUAGCCAUUGGUGUCUUCCGGGGUUGCCUGAUACAUGGAAUAGAUUAUUAUAUGCUUCAAUAUACUUUCAGACUUUAGGAGAUAUGCCAACUUUAUAGCAGAAAAUUUUGAUAUUUUUUUCUUAGGCGAUAUUAUCUUUUAAGAUUUUAUGGUUGUUUUGAUACGUCUCAUCAAAGAUGGGAUAUAUUCAAAUUUGUUAAUGUACUCCCAUUUUAUAUUUAUUAACAUUGUUGAGUUUAUUCUCAGAGAGAUGAAUGGACGAAGAA